Peronospora belbahrii is the source of this 2043-nucleotide messenger RNA. Lineage: Eukaryota; Oomycota; Peronosporomycetes; Peronosporales; Peronosporaceae. The record is from the annotation of a GenBank genome assembly.
AUGUCCAAGGUACCCGAUCUAGACGCGCUGCGUGCGUCCGUGACACGUCAAAGCGCACAAGUGCGCGAGCUUAAGCAGAAAGGUGCAGUGGCUGAGAUCGUCAAAGUCGCUGUUGACGAGCUGAAGAAGCUUAAGCUUGAUCUCGAGACGCAGACGGCACUACAGGGCCCCGCCGAAGACGGCCUGAGUAAAAGCGACAAGAAAGCGAUGGAUGACCUGCUACUGCGCAAGAUGUUUGUGGUGCCAAGUUUUGAGAUAUAUGGUGGUGUCGGUGGGUUCUACGACUUUGGGCCGCCGGCCUGCGCGCUCAAGAGCAACUUACUCCAGUUUUGGCGCCGGCACUUCGUGUUCGCCGACAAGCUGCUGGAAGUGGAGUGUACUAAUCUAAUGCCUGAAGUGGUGCUCAAGACGUCGGGUCAUGUGGAUCGCUUUACGGACCUUAUGGUUAAGUGUGCUAAGUCAGGCGAGUGUUACCGUGCCGACAAGCUGCUGGAGGACCAUGUGGAGAAUUAUUUGGAUAAGCACACGGGCCUUAGCCAGGAAGAACGCGAGAAACAUGAGAUUCACGCUACAAUGGCUGAGUCCUACUCCCCCGAAGAGAUUUACGCUGUAUUUCAGCAGUACGGCAUCAAGGCUCCCGGAACUGGAGCCGACCUGAGCUUUCCCAUCCCGUUCAACCUCAUGUUCAAGUGUGCUAUUGGCCCUGAGGGUGGGAUGGUGGGGUACCUACGUCCUGAGACGGCGCAAGGUAUUUUUCUCAACUUUCGUCGUCUGUUGGAGUAUAACGCCGGUAAAUUGCCUUUUGGUUGUGCUCAGAUCGGUAGCGCUUUCCGUAAUGAGAUUUCACCUCGCGCCGGACUUCUGCGCGUACGUGAGUUCCAGCAGGCUGAGAUUGAAUUUUUCGUCAACCCGAAGGACAAAAGCCACGUCAAGUUCUCGACCGUAAAAGACCUAGAGCUGCCUCUACUAACCAAGACGAACCAGCUUACGCAUGGCAAGGCUGUCCAGAUGACCUGCGGUGACGCUGUCGAGCAGAACAUCAUCGCUAACGAGAGUCUAGCGUACUACCUUGCACGUACGUACGAGUUCUGCCAAGCCAUUGGUAUUGACAUGAAACGCUUGCGUUUCCGCCAACACUUAAACACGGAGAUGGCACACUACGCCACCGAUUGCUGGGAUCUGGAGAUCAAGCUGAGCUCUGGCUGGGUGGAGUGUGCAGGUCAUGCUGACCGCUCGUGCUAUGACCUGUCGGUCCACGCCAAGAAGAGCAAGGUGGAGAUGGUCGGCACGCACAAGUUCGACAAGCCCGAGAAGCGCCAGAUCGUAGAGAUUAAGCCGAAUAAAGGCAAGAUGGGGCGUGCCUUUAAAGCUGACGUAGCUACGAUCUUGGAAGCGCUCGAGGCCCUGAAGGACGAUGUGGCUUGCGCGCAGGCUUUCGAGGACGAGUUAGCCUCCAAAGGCGAAGCAACGCUUGGGCCACUGUGUGACGGGAAGGAGUUCAGUUUGCACCGUGACAUGGUGGCCAUUAAGGUGGUGGAGAAGAUGGUAAGCGAGGAAAAGUUUGUUCCAUCAGUGAUCGAGCCCUCGUUUGGCAUCGGUCGCCUUCUUACCGCUGUCUUCGAGCACAACUUUUCGACCCGCGAGGGCGACGAAAAGCGUGGUAUCAUGUCGUUUUCUCCCAUUAUCGCACCAAUUAAGGUGUCGGUGCUGCCGCUGAGCAACAAUCCCGCAUUCGACCCGUUUGCCGCCGAGCUAGAGCACCUGUUCGUCGAGCAGGGCCUGGAGUGCAAGGUGGACACGUCCAGUGUGGCUAUUGGCCGCAAGUACGCCCGUGCAGACGAGCUAGGUAUCCCGUUUGGUGUCACGAUUGACUUCGACACGGUUGAAGACCGUCAGGUAACACUACGGGAGCGCGACUCGACCGCGCAGGUAAGGAUUCCGAUAGACGCCAUUGACGCCGAGGUGAUCAAGUUGGUUAGGGGCUCGGCCACCUGGGAGCAGAUGCUUGAGCGAUACCCAAAGGUUACGGGAGCUCCUGAGUAG